AAGAAGAGUUUUGUUUAACAUCUAAAGCCGUGUAAAGUUGUUGCUGCGUAUUCUAAUAUUUGUUUGAGAGGAAUAAUAGGCAGCAUCAUUUGUUUUUGAUCGAAAUUAAUUUGCACGUGCUUGUUUUAAAGAGUUUUAUAAGUUAAAAUAAAUAAAAUUACUUUAAAAUGUAUCUAAUGUACACUUUGAAUGAGCAAGGUGAACGUGUUUACACCUUGAAGAAACGCACUGAAGAUGGAAGACCCACAAUUUCUGCACAUCCAGCACGUUUUUCUCCAGAAGAUAAAUAUUCUAGACAUCGCUUAACAAUAAAGAAGCGUUUUGGUUUACUUCUAACACAGAGACCUGAACCCAUCUAUUAAAUUAUUUUAAUUCGCAGAC
This is a messenger RNA of Glossina fuscipes, 381 nucleotides long. It is a transcript of the gene Nop10, whose product is annotated as H/ACA ribonucleoprotein complex subunit 3. The record is from RefSeq and is a predicted model, not a curated record. The transcript has 2 exons. Gene Ontology annotation, biological process: snRNA pseudouridine synthesis; rRNA pseudouridine synthesis; ribosome biogenesis. Bases 168 to 362 code for a protein of 64 amino acids. Gene Ontology annotation, molecular function: telomerase RNA binding; box H/ACA snoRNA binding. Lineage: Eukaryota; Metazoa; Arthropoda; Insecta; Diptera; Glossinidae. Gene Ontology annotation, cellular component: box H/ACA snoRNP complex; box H/ACA telomerase RNP complex.